Messenger RNA from Aspergillus lentulus, 789 nucleotides. The record is from RefSeq and is a predicted model, not a curated record. Lineage: Eukaryota; Fungi; Ascomycota; Eurotiomycetes; Eurotiales; Aspergillaceae.
AUGAGUGAGACAUAUACGCAUCUUAAUCUGUCCGUCCCGAGCAAAACUUUACGCGGGCAGUCAAAGCUGGUCCCUCUGCCGUCAAGCAACGACGUGUGGAGUUCUCCAUCCGAUCAAAAUGCACCCUCGAACUCAUCUUUGGUGGAAAUCCCACCAGGUAGCGAUCUCGCUUCGCCAAGUCAACCGCUGCAGUCACUGUCACACUUUCGCAUAGAGGUCGAUCUGCAACAGGCUUUGGAUGCGUACGCUACAUCAGGCAUGGCUGCUUCCGAGAUAUAUAACGGCGUCUUCUCCACUGCAGACGAGCCGAUACCUAACGAGAGUCUCAGCACGUUCCCAGAUAUGCUCUCUGCGGGAAUAAAGCUACAGUCUAGCGGCUUUGGUCUAGAUACCUACAGUGCAGUCCACCGCGCCAAGUACCAUAUGUACGAGGUGAACGGCUACUGGCCCGUGAUAUACCGGAUCAUCCUGAACGGGUCGGCAGACACCGAACUGCUCCCCUACGGCCCGCUGUUCUUUGAGUCGGUGACUGCAUUUCUGUCUGACGCCAAUAUAGCGCUUUGCGUAUGUCGACCGAAAGCCUGGUUUCUAUGUGCGAGUAUGUACACUAUAUCGAUGGCCGCACUGAGAGCUACGGAUGUCCAACCUCUACGAUUGCUCGUGCAUACAGGGCUUUGGGAGCAGCUUCAAGUUACGGUUGAUGCAUUGCAGAAAUAUGGCGAACUCAGUCCGUCGGUACGGUAUAUGUGGGACUCUUUGAGGGAGCGACUCAGUGAAGCCAGGGGUUAG